GCGGCUCUUCGACACGAUCCGACGCAAGAAGAAUAGCAUCAAGAGAGCCGAGGUGAGACAGCGACUGACGCUGCGGAAGGCGUACGAGCCGGAGGGAUUGAUGGCUUUCUUGGAAGAUGUUGGCCUUAUUGACAAGAGCGCAGGAAGGAAGAAGGCCAUGCACUACAUCUCCUUCUACAAUCGUGUCGAGCGGGGUGUCCACAGCUGGAGACGGGAAGAUGAUGAUGGCCUCGAGUCCAAGGAUUUGGUCCUUGACCCCGCAGAUGUGGAAGACUUUGUCCGUGAGCUGGUUCAUGGCCAUAUUUGGUGGGGUGCAAUGGAGGAGGUGCUCAAGAAUAUCGGAUUCCCGAUGGCUUCAGAACUGAACAAAGGCGAGACCAAUCUUCUCUCUCGUGAGCAGGUCAUGUACCAGUUUGAGAUUGCGGCGGCCAAGGACGGCAUGCUGGCGAAGGACAAGUUUCUGGAUUUCUUGCGGAAGGUGUCCUGUGCCGAUGUGGCAGACGGAGCAGCCGGGCGCAUUUGGAAGGCUCAGAUGGUGAUGAUGUUGCAGCAUCUCAACAUCUGUGGCUUCGUGGGGAAGUCGCUUGACAAGGGCGAGAAGGACGCGGACGUCGCUGAUGAUGGGCUUCGGGAGAUGAGCAGGCAGCACUGGCCAAGCUGGCUUGAGAAGGCCUGGGAGGGCGUGGCGCCCAAGCUCUCGGAAGGCAGCGAUGCUAGGCCAUUUCUGCCGCGCACCCUAAUCUACAGCUUCGUGAAGUCCGUGGCCUUCUCCCGGGAAGAGAAGAGUCGCAGCAUGAGCGAAGAAUGGAAGGCAAUGAAGGUUGUGGAUGAGGAGUACGACACGUGGAAGCUGCAGAAGGACGAGGGCGAUUCAAAGAGAUAUUACGUCUGGGUCAACCGUGGCAAGAGCUUGCAACGGCUACGAGGCAUCUGGCACGAAGUCUUCCUUGACAUCUUGGCCAAGAUGGGAAGCCCAGUGCAGGAUGUGAAACAAGGGCUGCUGCUGUUCCAAGACGCGUUGCGGGAGCAGGGUCGGGCCACCGAUGAGUUCGAUGGCCUCUUGUCCGUGGACUUCAUGGUAAACCACUGGAUGCAAAAGAAGCUCGUGGAGAACACUGACGAAGUGUCGCUGCAGAUCUUCAAGGAUGCUCUAGAGAAGGCAGAGUUUACGCUGCCCACUUCCUCGGUGGAAGCACUCUGGUAUGCUGCGGACAAGACCAAGUGCACCCACCCCUCCUUGCGGCAGGUCAGGGACCUCGAAGAUCGGCUGGUGAUGUACAUGUCCAGCGGAAUGUUUUUCGAGUCCGUGCGCACGCUCAUCACCAAUGAGCUGCAGGUUCCCACCUUGCACGGGUUGGAUGCCAAGGAGAUCAAGGCAGCCUUCAAGCAGGUGGAUGAGAAGACCGGUUGCUGCGGCAUUAUCGACCCUCAUGAGGAAGCAGCACAGUGCUAUGCAAUGCUGCAGCGAGCAUGGCUGGCAGAAGCGACCGAGGCCUCCACCUCCGCAGCUGAGUACAACAUGUUGGAUGUGGCGUGCUUUUUCAUCCAAGCUUUCGAUGCCCUCGGCAAUGCCGCGGCCGUGCUCCUUCUCUCGAGCAGCCACAGAAUGUCCAAGGCUGAAGUGAGGCUGCGGAGCCGGUGCUGCAAGACGGGAACCCGUGAGAAUGUCCCGCAAAACAGUCCUUUGCAUUUAGAAAUCGACUCCACCUGGAGCAGAAAGGUGGAAGAACUCUCCAUGCGCGGGAUGACCUUGCGAAGCCUUCUGCAGUUCUAUCAAGAGAAGCUCCCUUCGAUGCCAGAUUGGACAUAUGUACCAAACGAACACAAGACCAGAGAUGUGGUCCGAAGAGCAAUCAUACCACUGACUAGCCAAGAAGAAUGUGCAUUCGCAGUUUCAGCCUUCAAUAGGGAUGGGCCAAGACGUGCGCAGGUGAUGGUGACGCACAACUGGGGCAACUCUUUUGGCGAUUUGCUGGCUGCAGUGCUUUCGGAUGCCCUACAGGAAUGCAGUUUCACCUUGCCAGCACAACUUCUGCAAGAAGAUUGCACUUUCCUUCAGGACCUUUUGGCAAAGAUGGGGUGCUUGGACGUCACUUAUUGGGUUUGCGCGUUCGCGGUGAAUCAGCACAUCAGCAUUUGCCACAGCAACCCAUAUGACCGGGACCCAUUUACAAAUGAGUUGCAUCCAGUGUGCCACUGUGGCAGCACCAACAUCGUUGACCCAGAUGGCCGAAGUGCCGCGUCAGAGAUCAACAAGUUCGACGACAUGAUGUGCCUUCUUGCGAAGACUGGAGGGUGCCGACAGGUCGUUGCAGUGGACAAAUCUCUUGAUUUGUUCAGCUGUUGGGGAGCCCACUACCUCCUCGCGGUGACAGUGGACACAGCCGAGCUCAAUGUGACGAACAGUGGGACAGAGGACUUUAGGACGGGUUUUGCUUUGAAUGUGUGGACUGUUCGUGCAAGGGAGGCCACCAUGCUUGAGCUCAAUGGUGACCAUGUUGACUUCGGUAAGUGCGAGUCGUGCAACUGCGUGUCGCACACCCUUAGUCUUGAUAGAGCUGCCUGGCUUGAUGCCAUUGUUUGCAAAUUGCGGAGAUUGAUUGGCUUUGCGGGACAGAGGGUCGGAGAGGCCUCUAAUCCGGGGCCGAAAGCCGAAAAUGGACAGAUUGCUAUGCUCAUUUCGCUUGUGCAAUUGCUUAUUCAGAUGGUGGCCAAGUUGUCCGGUAAUGAUGAUGUCCGGAGCCUUGUGACACAGGCUGAGGCUGCAGUGAAUACCCUGCAGCAACCGGCGACAGCUUCCGAACAGCCGCGCCAACCCCAGCGCCGUGUUACGGUUGAGAACGAGUGGCAGACAGUUAGCAAAAGGAGGCGCGGAAAAGGCAAAGGCAAUGGUACUGACAAGCCGUCAAGCCCUGAACUUGCCACGGGAGGUGGACCGAAUCAGCAUGUCAAUUCUGGCCAGCCGUUGGCCAACGCGGCUGGUGCCCAAUCUGGGAAAGCUGAUAGCAAGGGUGGUGGUGGUCGCGGCCAGAACGCCGAUUCAUCCAAAGGCAAGGCUGCUGGCAAAGCAGCCAAUGGAGGCAAGGCGGCAUUGCUUCCACAACAGCUCAAGCAUGAUGAGUGGGGGCUUAGGCCCGAUGAUUGGCAUGCCAAGCUUGUUCCAGCUGAUGCUCUUCCUGACUAUGCUGGCGCCGGUGAGUCGCUGUUAGUUCAUGUGAAGAAUCGUGAGGAGGCGGAGGUGUUGCAGGUUCUUGCAUCUGGGCGGGGUUUCCAAAGCUCUGCUCUGAUCGUUUGGAGGGAUGAUGAAGGCAAGCUCCAGCUGCCAUUUUGGCAGAAAGGCAAAGCGGCCUUGCAUCGUGUUAGCAUGCUGAAGUUUGAAGUCAAGGGAGUUGCGCUCGCCACCUUGAAGGGGGCGCGCACUGAGCAGAAGAUCAAGACCGUUCCAACUGUUGUCAUCAGAAUGGCAUUGGUCCAAGGUUUGGCUUCGGCUGCUGAUUGGGCAUUUGCCAACAAGAAUCUGCGGGGUUUUGCCAUUGGGCGAGCGUCCAUGGUGAAGGACCUCUGGGGUGGAGCCGUCGAGCAUAAGCGUGGGCCCACGCUUGUUGCGCUCGUUAGAGUUGACACUGCUCAGGUCAAGACUUUGUUACAGAAGAGUGGCGUUGGUGGCUUGUUUUGGGAACCUUUGAGCCGUACAGUUGGUGACAAGACUUUGGUGGUCAGGUGGAUUGAGGCCAAUGAUGGUGAGGAGGACAGCGACUACCUUCAGCGCUGUCUGUUACAGAAGCCCGAAUGGGGAUUGGUGGUGGGCAGGCGGCAGCUUGGUGUUCGAGUUGACCAGCAGCACGAGACUGUGGUGCGAGCGUGGCGUCUUUCUCAUGUGCCAGCAGAGUGGACCCAGGAUGAAGUGGCAACCAUUCUGAGUGAUGCUGGAUUGGAGCAAGUUACGCUCACUGGGCGCAUGUCGCGCAAAGGCGGGAUCACCUGGUUUGUCAGGGCGGCUUCCAAGCAUGACGUUGUGGCCAUUCCGGUGCAGCAGGGCAGCGGUGACACCUGCACGCUUUACUUGUUGCCUGCUACACCUUCGAGGCAAGGCCCAGCGAACCGUACCCCGCUUCCGCGCCAAAGCACUAAGAUUGAAGUUGCGCAGUUCAAGGUGGUGCAGAAGCCGGUGGAUGCAAGCGGAGACGCCAAGGCUGCUGACGACCAAGGGGCGGCCAAGCGAUUGGCAGUCAGCUACCGAGAGGUGCCUGACGGCACCAAACUUGUGGCCAUUCCUCGGGAUGGCGAUUGCCUUCCCGCCUCCAUCUCCCAGGCCAUUGCGUGGCAUAAGGGCUCUGACAAGCCGAUGCCGGCGAGCCGUAUGCGGGCGGAGGUCAUAGCGUACAUGAACCGCAAGAAGGAGUUCUACCGGGGCUUCUGGGAUCAGCGGGAAGAUGCUGCUCUUGACGAACGUCUCCGUCAGGGCGCGCGUGAGCUCGCUGACUUUCUGGAGCCUGAGAGUGCCAUUCAGGAGCGCAGUGGGACUGAGGUGCCGCGUGGCAAUCAUGAUGUCGAGGCUGUUCCCUGGCCGCAGGCCGACAGGAGCAUGGGCAUUCGCUACAUCUGUGGCCGAUGCCACCGUAUGCAUGCCAGGGCUUGCCUCUUCAGGGAUGGCACGUGCACGGGCGCCAAGGCUUUUGCCAAGUACAGAGACAGUUGGCUUCGGGAGCUCAAGCCGUGGCUUGAGGAUCCAGGCUAUCGUGGCAAGGCAGCACGUGCUGCAAAGCAGAAGCUGGGAAUUGAGGAUCAAGCUGCUGGUCCGGAGAUUCCUGCUGGAUUGGCGACUGGCGGGGCAUGUGGGGCGCAGUUGGUUCUUGAGCUGGCUUGUGAGUGGAAGUUGGACGUGUUGUUUCAAGUCCUGGAUGGCUACCGGGAGGGCGAGGCUGAGGCGGCUGAAUUGCUUUCGCAUCUCUUUGAACACGUGGCGACAUUGGGUGAAGAUGCUUUGCUCAUGGGGGAUUACAACCUUACGGAGGGGGAUUACCCUAUUGCAGAUGCCCUCGCUUGCGGCGCUCUUAGGUCAUUGGUCCUGCUGACCAUGACCUUGUCUUUUAUGAUGUUGCUCUUCCUGUUGGAGCACAAGGUUGAAGCCAAGCAAUGGGAGGACAGCUGGCAUCAGCAUGAUGAUGCUUUCAAUGCUUUGCUCGAGCGAGGGGAGUUGGAUGAAGCUUGGACGCUCCUCAGUCUUAUUGCGGAGAACACUCUGCGAUGUGACGGUAGCGGUCGGCGCCGUGCUCAGCCCGCUCGGCCUCAGAGAGCGCUGCGUGCCUCCACGAAAGCGCCCACGAUUCAGACUGUGUUUGAGCGAAGAUGUCGGCGCCUCAUGCGCCGGAUUUCUGAGGCCAUGCUUCGUCAUCAUGAUUUGCAUCAACAGAGGCGCUUAGAGCACAAAGUGUGGAGACAGGCUGCCUCUUCUGGGUUUCAGGCUACGUCACUUCCUGAGUUACUGCUCGAGGUCACUGUUGCGGCUGAUUCGGCGGCGGAGGAGGGCAAUCGUCAGCGUAUUGAGUCUUGGAGGGAGCGAAUGCGGAUUGAUGUCAAUCAGGCUACAAGGUGGGUUACGAGGGCUGUCCCCCCUGCUCUUUUUGUUGAUGGUGACUGGACGGCGCCUUUGACGCCCCAAGAGAAGUUGGAGGAGGCACAUGGAUUUUGGUCCAGAUGGUGGGAGCGGGAUGGGGAUUAUGAUGGUGAGGCUACUGCGGCUUUUCUUCAUUCCCACUUUCCCCCCGCCACUCCCUGCGAAGAUUCUGUGCUUGAACUUUCUGUCGAGGAAUUGAUGGCGGUGGUUCGCAAGCAGCGCCGGCGUGCCACUGGUAUGGACGGUUGGGCAGCGAGACAGCUGGCUUGCCUCCCCGCUCCUUUCUGGCAUUGCAUUCUGCGACUAUGGGCUGCAAUGAGGCGACAUGGUAGAGUGCCUACUGUUUGGAAGGAUGUCAGGGUCUCAUUAAUUCCCAAAGCUGAUGGCUCGCAUCGGCCAUUGGCGAUUAGUUGUGUGCUCUGGCGGACCUUGGCCUCUGCUACCUGUCGCCGGCUUCGUGACUGGGCUGGGGCCACGUUUCCCGAUGAGAUCCAAGGGGGUGUUGCAGGGAGGAGCAUCAACAGCGUGCACAACCACUUGUUAGCUGAUUUAGCUCAGGCAACGGGGGGUCGUCGACCCUUGAUGGGGAUCAAAACUGACAUCCGCAAGUUUUUCGACAGUCUGCGCCCGGCUCAGACCGUUGACGCUGCCGUGCACUUGGGGUUGCCUUCCACUUUGGCCUCAGUCAUUCGGGAUUUUUAUCGUGGUCAGCAGCGUUAUUUGGUGAUCGAUAAGGUUGUGCACCGAACGCCUAUUGCAGUGUAUACUGGAUUGCAGCAGGGUUGUCCCUUUUCAGUUGCGCUUGCGAAUUGCGUUAUGGUUUUUUGGUUGCAUACAAUCCAGCGGGUUUCGCCGACUGUCUCUAUCAAACUUUUCAUUGAUGAUCGUACAUGUUGGGACAAUUCGGAGCAGGCGGCGAGUGCUUUGCAACGUGCUGCAAAGGCAGGGAGUGAGGUUGACGCUCAUUUCAAUGUGAGGGUUCACCCUGGCAAAGUCGCUGCUUUUGCUACGACGGCAGCUGCGAGGCGGGCCUUGAGUGAGUUUUCGAAUGAUCUUGGCACUGUCACGGAUUCUUUUAGGCUGUUGGGUGUUUACUAUACCAUGAAGAGGGGGCGAGUUGCGCCUGACAAUGGCGAGCUCAGCAACCUGGUGCAGGUGAGGUGCGAACGGGUGGCUAAGGCAUGCAGGCAUCUCAAAAUGCGUGCCAUGAUACUUCGCAGCGUGGUGGUUUCUGCAUUGACCUGGGCGGCCUGUUGGCAGCAGCACAGGGCUCACACGAGACAGAGGUGGCAGAGUCACAUUGAGAAGGCGCUGUGGGCAGGCAAAGUGCCCUCGCGCCGCUCGCGCUUGCUUUCACGCACUGUCAUAGGAGGUCCAAUGCUGGAUCUGGAGUUUGCGGCUGCAGUCGUGCUUCUGCGUGUCGAGUGGAAACGGCGCGCUCUUCAGCUUCAGAACGUUCCGGUCCAGCCUGCUCCUCGUGGCUGGAACAAGCUGUGUGAAAAAUGGGGUUGGAGUGAAGGUCCCGAUUUGCAGCUGAGCACACUGCUGGGCCUGUAUUCACCGAGGUGGCACACUAUCGGCUCCUUGCUGCUGGCAGCGGAGCAUGCUUGGCAGCAGGACCUCUGGAAUCAGGAAACUCGCACUGCAUUUGAAGGUCCGUUAGGCAGGCGGGCCCUAGUGUUGUGUGAGCACAAAAACGUCGCCGGUCUCUCCAACCGUAUGGCUUUCCGCGCUGCUACUGCCGCUGCGAUCGACGGCGCCUUCCUCCAGUAUAUGGGCGUUCCCUCCACAUGCGAUUGCGGUGUGCAAGCGCCUUCGGCUGAGCAUUUGAUUUUUCAUUGUUCUGGUGCACCGCCUGAGCUGAUGCAGGGGAGAUCUUUGGCGGAGCGCAAGCUUUUGCUGCUUGCGAUUCCUUUUGAUAGGGUGCCAGGCAACAUGGAUGUGGCUUUCGACGAUGAGCUCCUCCAGGUCCUUCGAGGAGCUUCGCAAAGAGAUGAGACCAUACUCUGUGCCACGGAUGGAGGUUGCUUGAUCAAUCCUGGGAUGGAGCGAUGGCAGCGCGGCGCCUGGGCAGUCGUCGUCAAGGUUGGUGCGGUGGAAACUGUCAUCAUCUCUGGUCUGCUCCCUGGACCGGAGCAGACACCAGCUGCUGCUGAGAGGAUGGCUUUGGCUGUCUUGGGUGUGCAUGUGGAGGGCACUGGCGUUCAUGGACAUGUUUUCUCCGAUAAUGAUGCUGCGAUUCGUCGGCUGCGCCGGAGCUGGGGCGGAGACUUUUCCGGACCCCUGGCGGUGUUUUGGCAACGUGUAGCGCAUGGGCUACGAGGCCUGGACGCCUCUUGGGUGCCCAGCCAUGGCAAAUGUCCCGCUUGGCAAGCGCCCGCUGGUUGCGACUCCCGGGAGGUGAGACGACUCAACUCCAUUGCUGAUGCUGCUUGCUCGCGGCAGUUGAAGGGCAUUGAGCGUCAGUGGUGGCACGAUGUUGCUGCUUACCAAGCGGCUUCUGCUUGGACGAAGACUGCUCUUCUGCGUUUGAUGGAUGUUUCGAAGCCGUUCACUGAUCGCGCAGUCGAGCAUUAUGGGCGGUUUCGUGCUCAGGCUGCUCUGUGCAAGCGGAGUAUUGGCAUCUCGCAGCUGUUGCUCUUUCGACGACUGCAUGCUGAUGACGCUUUGGUGGCCAAACGCUUGCAGAUGGAGCAAUCCUUGAAACUGUCGUCCAAAGCAGUGCUACAAGAGCGCGCUCGGACACUCGAAAACUUGGAUGUGCGGAACAUGCGUGCCUCCUCGGACAAGGACAAAGAACACAUCCUUGGCAAGAUCAAGGACAUCAACGAUUUCAAUGCCAAGCUUCAAGUGCUGAUUUUUGAUCCCAAAGCCGGCCUUGUUGCUACGUGGCAUGCCAUGGAUAGCCCGCAGCAGAUUGGUGAGGUCUGCGAGCUGCUAUUGCUGCUGUCCCAGGAAGGGAUGGACCUGCAAACGGUCCAGGCAUCCUUUCAGCAGCUCCACAUGAAUCUGGAUCCUGAUGCCAUCCAGGAUGCCUUCAUGAUUGCCGGACGCCCGGAGUUCCUCAGCCUCAUCGACAAGCUCGUGGACCAGGUCAUUCCAGAGUCGAUCUUCGAGUACAUGGGCCUCUUGCGGCAUCAGAUCCUGUCGAACGUCGUCAUGAAAGUGACAACGAUCUUGACCAUGUUCCUGUUUGUCUUUGUGUCCUUGAAUGCCUUCCACGUGAACGUGGGGCAGAAGGCGACCACUGCAGGCUCCUCCAUGAUCCGAGCAGCUCUCGCAGGUUUGGCUCUGCUCGGGCUGCGCAAUGACAACUCCCCCGAGUACAUGGAGAAGCAAUACAACAUCGCCAGGGAGCAGCUGUACCGGAUUACCGGGGUCUCGCGCUCACAGCUCGAAGCGCGGCGGCGCGGUGCGGCAGGGGGUGGCCUCGGCCUAGGCAUCGGCAUGUCCUUUGCGAAAGGACGUGCCAGGCGUGGCGGCGGCGGUGGCAGCAUGUUCGGCAAGGACGAGGAAGAAGAGGAUGCCGACGGUGGCGACAUGUGA
This is a messenger RNA of Symbiodinium necroappetens, 9163 nucleotides long. The record is from the annotation of a GenBank genome assembly. Lineage: Eukaryota; Dinophyceae; Suessiales; Symbiodiniaceae.